AUGAGUGAAGAAAACGGUUCCUUGGUCGAGUCAUCUAAAAGAAAAACAAUUUGGAAAAACCCUUAUGAUGAAAACCAGGAUAAAUAUAAAAUCAUUAGUCCGUUAAUUGAUGUAAUUGGACAUCAGAUGUACGCCAUAAAUACUUGUUACAAUGUUCAAAGUUAUAUUACUAUUACUGAAAGUGAUAUAGCACAAAACAAAGAGAUCGUUAAGGUAUCUGAUCAAGUCGCCGGGAUAUUGUUCGCUGCUGUUGGUUAUCGUAAUCAUCUGAUCGAUAUUAUUUGCUCCAUUGGUCUACUUAAUCAAGGAAUGGAGAAAUUUUUAAAGUUCUACAAUUAUUCAUCAACUCCAACAGAAUUUCUUCAUUAUGUAAAAGAUCCAAUAGAAGAUCUAAUUGAAAAAGUUACAAGGUUAGAAAAUUUUAGUAAUGAAAAUUAUAAGAUUCUUGAAAUAAACCUUCGUUCGUAUCUAGCGAAUUCUGGUUCAGAAGGAUUGGAAUUAAUGGUUAAAGAUAAUGUGGAAAAGCAACUGGAAAUAAAUAAAUUACAAAAAGAAUUGGAUGAACUUCAAGAAGAAGCAUACAAUGAUUGGAUUAAAUAUCGUGAAGAUUUCGAAAAACUUGUAGAAGAAGUUAAGACAUUAGAAUCACAAAGUGAAUCUAUUAAAGAAGAUUUGGAAGAUAUUCGAAAACAAAUAAAGGAUUUGAAUGAAGUCCGGGGAAAAUAUGAGCAAAAAUAUCAAGAAACGAAAAGUAAUAGAAAACAGUUCUUUAUUUUUUCUAAUGAUAAUAAAGUUUAUAAAGACUAUAAAAGUAAGAUGAAACAUGCAGAAGGACAAAUCGACUUAAUGAAAUCUCAAAAAAAGGAACAACAAUUAUGCGAUAAAGCUGGUACAACAUCAAUCGGAGCGGCUAUCGAACUGCUAAAGGCUAUUUCAUGCCUUACUCAACAAGAUACAAAUACAACCAGUUACUAUAAAAUUGCUUGUAAUCCCAUCCAAACUUUACUUAAAGAAAUUGAGGGACAUCUGCAAACCCUUGCAAAGCUUUCUGGUAAUAAAGAAAUUUGCGAUAUGAUUGUUAAGGAUAUUGCUGAAAAAUUGACUCUAAUUCAAUUUGUGGUUAAAAUUAUUCAACCUGCUAUAACUAAAACUUUGCAAGGCAAAAGUUUAGUUCAUUCCGAAAUUGAAGAGGGAACCAUUACAAAUUAG
Messenger RNA from Funneliformis caledonium, 1209 nucleotides. NCBI's taxonomy places the organism in Eukaryota, Fungi, Glomeromycota, Glomeromycetes, Glomerales, Glomeraceae. The record is from the annotation of a GenBank genome assembly.